AUGUCUGUCGAACAUAACACGAAAAAAAUCAUCUUGGUAAUCGGUGCCACUGGUGCUCAGGGUGUCGCUGUCAUAGACGCACUCCUCGCUCUCAGCAAAGACGGCUCAGAAUCCCCCUAUGCUAUACGGGCUCUAACGCGUGAUCCUGAACAUGCUCGUGCAAAGGAGUUGGAAUCAAAAGGUGUCGAGAUUGCCAAAGGGCGAUUCGAUGAUUUCAAAGCCGUCGCGGCUGCCCUAAAGGGGGUGUAUGGUGCGUUCGUGAACACGGACGGUUUCACCGUCUCCGAGGAGAAAGAAGUCUGGUCUGGUAUCCGUAUUUUCGAGUUGGCGAAGCAGGCUGGUGUUAAACAUUACGUUUGGAGUAAUCUGGAGUACGUGUCAAAGACCACCAACUAUAAUCCAACAUACAGAUGUGUUCACCACGACGGAAAGGGUCGCGUAGGCGAUUUCAUGCAGGCCCAGCCAUCCAUUGUAAGCGACACUGGGAUGACGUGGUCCUUGGUGACGUCUAGUCCGUACAUGGACAUGCUCAACGCCAUGAUGUAUGGGCCGAUCAAACGUCGUGACGACGGGACCAUCGUGUUUGCAACUCCCAUAGCAAAGGGACAUGUCCCCAUGAUUGCACUCUCUGACUUCGGCUUCUUCGCGAGGUACACAUUUGAUAAUCGCGAGCUCACCUCGCGCAUGAAUCUGGACAUCGCUAGCGACUGGGUAGGGUGGGAUUAUUUGGUGGAGACAUUCACGAAGGUGACCGGGCAGAAAGCCGAGGUCGUCUACCAGUCCUUGGAUGAAUGGUUCAGCAACUUCGACGGAGUCGACAGACCACUUUCUAAUGAAGGCCCCGGGGCUGAAUUAGUAACGUGGAGAAGUAACUUCAGUGCCUGGUGGUCUAUGUGGAGAGACGAUGUAAUCAAGAAGGACUGGGAAUGGAUCCGCAAGGUAAAUCCGAAGGGACAUACGCUAGAGUCGUGGAUGAGAGAAAACCACUAUGGUGAGCAACUGUGGAAAGGUUCGAUUUUGUUGAAGAACGUGGAAGAUGGCUCGCGUAUCGUUCCGAAUCUGGAGCGCAUCAAUGCGUUAUAG
This is a messenger RNA of Fibroporia radiculosa, 1083 nucleotides long. RefSeq lists its product as uncharacterized. The transcript has 4 exons. Lineage: Eukaryota; Fungi; Basidiomycota; Agaricomycetes; Polyporales; Fibroporiaceae. The coding region runs from base 1 to 1083 and encodes 360 amino acids. The record is from RefSeq and is a predicted model, not a curated record.